GCCGAGCCCCCUCUCUCUCUCUCUCUCUCUCACUCUCACACACCUUUAGGCUUAGUUCCAAACAAAAUCUCCCUCCACCUUCCUCCACCCAUCGCCGCCACUGUAAAUCCGCUCUGAACUCCAAAAGCUCCAAAGCACUAAACACCAAUAUUUUUUUUCCGCAUAAAGAAACAAAAGCUCCGCAUAUUUUGAUUAUUUUCAUCAUCUCUCUCUCUCUCACCUCCUCAAUUUCAUAGCUGACCUGUCACUCCCCUUGCCAACUCACGCACAUACAUACAUACAUACAGAAUUGACUGUGUGUUGUAUAUAUAAUCGGUUCUGAUUUCUGUUGAUGGAUGGAUUUGUUGAUUGAUGCGCUGUGAGGAGGAGUUGAAGUUGUGGUGGUGUGAUGGCGGCGGACGACGUCGUUCCGAGCACUUUCAGAGCGUUGGUGGAGACUGCGGAGAAGAAGUUUGCUAGGGUGAGGGACUUGCCGGCUUACGGCGGUGGCGCGCCCAGCGCCCACUAUUUUCACAAGGUGUUCAAGGCCUACAUGCGGCUGUGGAAGUACCAGCAGGAGAACCGGUCCAAGCUCCUCGACUCGGGGCUGCAGCGCUGGGAGAUCGGCGAGAUCGCGUCCCGGAUCGGUCAGCUCUACUUCAGCCAGUAUAUGCGCACUAGCGAGGCUCGCUUCCUCCUCGAGUCCUACAUCUUCUACGAGGCCAUUCUCAACCGCAAGUACUUUGACGGCUCCGGCAACAAUCGCACCGCCAGGUUCAAGGAGUUGCGCUUUUACGCCAGGUUUUUGAUGGUAUCCUUGAUUUUGAACCGUUAUGAGAUGGUCAAACUCCUCGUUGACCGCUUCAAGGCACUCGUCGACGAUAGCAAAGCCGCUUUUCCGGGUACAAACUUCAAAGAGUGGAAACUGGUGGUGAACGAAAUUGUCCGAUUCACAAAGGUGGAUUUUACCUCAUUGGUUGUUAGGCCUUUGCGGUAUUGUGCUAUGUUUGAUUCAUAUCCAUUGUCUCGACCUUAUGUGGCCCGCUUCCAUGCUAAGAAGGUCCUGAAGUUUCAAGAUGCAGUGCUAACUAGCUAUCAUAAAAAUGAGGUCAAGUUUGCAGAACUAACUUUAGAUACUUUUAGAAUGCUCCAAUGCUUGGAAUGGGAACCCAGUGGUUCUUUCUAUCAGAAGACAGCCAUUGAACCACAAGAGAAUGGGGCACUGGCUGACCAUUCCUUGACAUCUGGACUGAUUGAUAUAAAUUUGGCUGCCGACAUGAUGGAUCCAGAUCUUCCUUCAAAUCCUAAAAAAGCCACGCUUUAUCGCCCUUCAGUUGCACAAUUGAUAGCAGUCAUUGCCACAAUAUGUGAGGAGCUUCCUCCAGAAAGUGUGAUCUUAUUAUACGUCUCUGCAUCAGGGAGUUCUGGUCAGAGUAGUCCAACACAGAUGGAGAACUCUAUACGUUCAAGAAAAUCUUCGAAGCCCACUGCUCAUUCUCAUACUUCUCAUGAACAGAAUAGGUCUCUGCAUGAAAACCAUAUCAGUUGCAAUGGAGAUUCAAAUCCCUAUUUUGAGAACUAUUUGUGGUUUGGUCCUAGCAGAAAUGGAGUCCCAAACAACCUAUAUCCAGGGGAUCUAAUUCCUUUUACGCGAAGGCCUCUUUUCAUAAUCAUUGAUAGUGACAACAGCCAUGCAUUCAAGGUUCUGCAAGGAGCUGAACGAGGGGAAAGAUGUGCUUUACUUCUAUCUCCUUUGAGGCCAUCAUUUAAGAACCCAAGCACUGAUGUAAUCCAUGAUGGAAAUCAGUUCACCUUGUUCUUGGCUGCUCCUUUACAGGCUUUCUGCCAUUUGGUUGGCCUCAAAUUAUCUGAAAAAGAUCUUGAUGUUUAUGAUUCUGCUGAUGAAAUAAUCUCUACUGCAUUUUCUGAAUGGGAGGUAAUGCUCUGCACAACUCCGAGCCUAGACUUGGUUUGGGCUCAAGUAUUGUCUGAUCCACUUCUGCGUCGGCUUAUUCUAAGAUUUAUUUUCUGUCGCGCCGUGCUUACUCUAUUUUGCCUUCGCGAAGAAAAUGACCACUAUUUGCCUGUUUGCCUCCCUGAGCUUCCCGAUUCAUUUUCUCCGUACUCUGAAUCCAUACAGCCAACUAUCAGGCGACUCGCUAAUCAUCUCAAGGUUGCAGAUUGUUUUCAUCUUCGUUAAUUCAGUUGUUACAGAGGGAAUUUACGAUAGAUUGUACCAUAAUGGGUAUAGCGAUGGCAUAAUUGACGGAGUUCGAAGUGAAAAUACUAGUUUUUUUGCUGGUGUUGGAUUAGCUGAAAAACGUACAGGGUCUUCAGUUGAGUUGAUGUGCAGAAGUUGGGGACCUUUUUUUUUUUUUUUAAAUUAUUAUUUUAGUCUUGCCUGAUAGCUUUUAUACCGGAAUCAUUUGUUUAUUUUACUUUGAUUGUGAUAUCUAUUUAUUUUAAUUUAAUGGUGAUAUAUUCUGCCAGUUCUGUAAUGGGUGAUCUUUUUUUGGGCGGAUUGUAGACAUGUAUUAGUUUCACUUUUCUUUACAAGUGAGAAAAUUGUUCAUACCUCUGUAAUAUAGGAGGAGGGCAUCUGAAGUAUUUGUAUUUUUUUUUUGUUGAUCUUGUAACAAUAAUGUAUCCUUAAGUAGCAGGUACCAUGUUUCAGUUAAUGAAUAUUUAUUGAGACUU
Ipomoea nil (Japanese morning glory) is the source of this 2676-nucleotide messenger RNA. Its product is annotated as protein SCAI-like. Gene Ontology annotation, cellular component: nucleus. The transcript is spliced from 9 exons. Lineage: Eukaryota; Viridiplantae; Streptophyta; Magnoliopsida; Solanales; Convolvulaceae. Bases 389 to 2179 code for a protein of 596 amino acids. The record is from RefSeq and is a predicted model, not a curated record. Gene Ontology annotation, biological process: DNA-templated transcription. Gene Ontology annotation, molecular function: transcription corepressor activity.